AUGUUUUCUCACUGUGUCUCAAUCGUUGCAAAUCCUUCUACUGUUGUGUGGCGUUUGCGUAGACCCGUAGUUAUGGGUGGAAGUAAAUCUGGCGGGAGUGAUGAAGUUGACGCUUCUCCACCCAGCAGGGGGAAUGUCGUCUGGUGUUCUCAAUGGAAGACGACUUUAAUCAUGAUGAACGUUUUUCUUCUACUUGUACUGUUGAUUUUGGCUCCAAUGAUACUUAAACUCUGGGUCGAGUUUGAGAGGUUAGAAACCGAGUUAGAUGAAAGAAUUGAAAGCAUGGAGAAGACCUUGAUUAGUUGGGAUCGGUUAGAAUGGGACGAAGUGAGAGAAAUUAUUAAGAAAGAGAUUGCAAAACAUGCUGCUGAUGGGAUCGGUAGAGUUGAUUAUGCAGUGGCAUCUUGUGGAGGGAGGGUAUUAAAGCAUUCCAAGCCUUCGGUUCUUAGUAGCAGACUUAGUAGAUGGAUUUCUGGGAAUGUUCAUCGUGAUGCUGUGAAGAUGCUACAACCAAGUUUUGGUCAGACUGGUGAAUGUUUCCCAUUAAAAGGAGACAAUGGUUUUGUUGAGGUUAAGCUUUGCACCAGUGUUGUUCCUGAGGCAAUCACCGUUGAACAUGUUUCUAAGGAUUUUCAGAUGGAGGGUUUCGCGACUGGAAAUCGAGGGGAAGACACCUCGGAUCAAUUUUCCUCGGCUGUUAAGCCUCCGACGAAGUGGUUAUCAUUUAUCAAGGGGGUCAUCGAUCUGGGUUACAUCUCCACACCACCGCCGGAUCCUCUAGCUACAGACUGA
Lactuca saligna is the source of this 792-nucleotide messenger RNA. NCBI's taxonomy places the organism in Eukaryota, Viridiplantae, Streptophyta, Magnoliopsida, Asterales, Asteraceae. The record is from the annotation of a GenBank genome assembly.